AUGGCUGUCAAACAGAGAUACCCUGCUAUGGCCGUACAAGCUAAGGGCGACAAAGAGAAUGGAUCAACGCCAGCAACGAAGUUCACUGAUGGCGCGUCAGAUGAGUUGGAGUUUGGCGGCUCGCUUGGUGCAAUGCUAUUGAUUACUGGCUCCCCCCUGUUGAUGUGGUAUAUGUGGAUUGGAGCCACAUACUACGAUGGGAUGCUUCCUCUGCCCGAGUCCAACCAGACUUGGGCUGACUUUGGGCGUCACCUGUGCCAGUUGGUCUACGAGGGAGCCUAUCCAACCGCAAAAGCAUGGGCAACCUUCUGGACAUUCUUCAUCCUAGAGGCAGUCAUGUACUGCUACAUGCCCGGUGUUUCGAACUUUGGCCGGCCGUUGAGGCACGAAGGCGGCAAGAGGCUUCCCUACUACUGCUCUGCAUAUUGCAGCUUCUAUGCUACACUCGCCAUCGCUGCUGUCCUGCAUGUUACUGGCAUCUUCCCAUUGUACACGUUGAUUGAUGAGUUUGGGCCUAUCAUGAGUGUUGCUAUUCUGUCUGGUUUCCUGAACAGCUUCAUCGUCUACAUCCAAGCCAUCGUCCGCGGACGAACCCACAGACUGUCCGGCUCUCCCAUCUAUGACUUCUUCAUAGGUGCUGAGCUGAACCCCCGUAUUGGUAUUUUGGACUUCAAAAUGUUCUACGAGGUCCGGAUUCCGUGGUUCAUUCUGUUCCUCAUCACCUGCUCUGUGGCUGCUCGCCAAUACGAAAGUUAUGGCUAUGUCUCUGCGGAAGUGGUUUUCUUGGCUGGCGCUCAUUACUUGUACGCCAACGCUUGUGCUAAAGCUGAGCAGAUGAUUAUUACCAGCUGGGACAUGUACUUUGAAAAGCUGGGCUUUUUGCUAACAUUCUGGAAUUUGGCCGGUGUGCCCUUCACCUACUGCCAUUGCGCACUUUACUUGGCCAACCACCACCCGUCCGAGUAUCACUGGAACCGUUACGCCCUGGCAGUAUUCUCCGCUCUGUACAUCUUCUUCUAUUGGAUGUGGGAUAGCGCAAAUGGCCAGAAGAACGCAUUUCGUCACAAGGCAAAGGGCCAGCUCGUUAAGCGGAACACUUUCCCUCAAGUGCCAUGGCAAGCUGUUGAGAACCCCAAGACAAUCGAGACAGAUACCGGCGAUCACAUCAUGGUGGAUGGCUGGUUCGCAAUUAUCCGAAAGCCGAAUUAUGUCCCCGACAUGUUCUUUUCUAUGUCUUGGGGUCUGAUCACCGGUUUCAAGAGCCCAUUCCCUUGGUUCUAUUUCAUUUUUUUCAUGGUUAUGAUCAUCCACCGCACCAACAGGGAUAUCAGCAGAUGCCGGAGAAAGUACGGCGAGGCCUGGAAGCGUUAUGAGCGAGAAGUUCCGUACUUGUUCAUUCCAUAUGUAAUUUAA
Molecule: messenger RNA, 1413 nt
Organism: Penicillium canescens
Lineage: Eukaryota; Fungi; Ascomycota; Eurotiomycetes; Eurotiales; Aspergillaceae
Exons: 4
Coding region: 1-1413 (470 amino acids)
Biological process (GO): ergosterol biosynthetic process
Cellular component (GO): endoplasmic reticulum membrane
Molecular function (GO): Delta24(24-1) sterol reductase activity
Source: RefSeq, a predicted model, not a curated record